Molecule: messenger RNA, 1020 nt
Organism: Striga hermonthica
Lineage: Eukaryota; Viridiplantae; Streptophyta; Magnoliopsida; Lamiales; Orobanchaceae
Source: the annotation of a GenBank genome assembly
AUGAAGAUGACAAUGCAUCAGCUGGAUCCAGAUGUCGUCCGGUGGGGUCUUCACCACCUCAUAGAUGUUUGCCCUGUAGCCGAUGAACGCUCUCCACAAACAAUCACUUGUUAUGAGGAGAACAUGUCCAGAACAGACUCUGUGAAGGAAGGUUUUUGUGAGAGGGAAAAUUCUGUGGUGGAGAAUGAUGAAGUAAUAGCUCAAGCUCUUCAGGAAGAAUUAUCGAAGCUUGCUGAUGCGGAGGCAUCUGGAUCUUCGACUUUUGAGGAACAAAAUCAGAAGGCAUCGAUUCUUGCUCAGGAUUGGCUUGGUCCUUCAAAAAGGCACACGAGUUCUGAUUGUCAGAGUAAUUUAGGAGAGGCAGGAAAAGAUGGAGCAGUUAUAUCGGAACUUGAAAAUUUGUCAAUCGAGGAUAAAGAUCAAGAUCUCUUACCAGAGAUGGACUGUGAAUUAGCUCUUGAUGGUGAAGUUGGCAAAAGGCUGAAUCAAAUGGUUCCGGUCCCUCAUGUUCCUAAAAUUAAUGGAGAAAUACCAUCUGUUGAUGAAGCCUCAUCGGAUCAUGAAAGGCUUUUGAACAGAUUACAGUUAUAUGACUUGGUCGAACUCAAAAUUUCGGGAGAUGGAAAUUGUCAGUUCCGGUCAUUGUCGGAUCAGAUAUAUCGGAGCCCAGAACAUCACAAAUUCGUGAGAGAACAAAUCGUGAACCAGCUGAAGUCACGAGCUGAGUUGUACGAAAAUUAUGUCCCCAUGGCUUAUGGUGAAUACGUGAAGAAAAUGAGCAAAAACGGGGAGUGGGGGGAUCAUGUCACAUUACAGGCUGCGGCUGAUUGGUACGGGAUCAAGAUUUUUAUCCUAACGUCAUUUAGGGAUACAUGCUACAUUGAGAUUCUUCCUCAAACUCAGAAAUCAAACAGAAUUAUAUUCUUGAGCUUCUGGGCUGAAGUGCACUAUAAUUCUAUUUAUCCUUUGGGAGAAUUACCGAUUGUGAAGAGCAAGAAAAAGAAGCGAUGGUGGUGGUAA